This is a messenger RNA of Anneissia japonica, 4828 nucleotides long. RefSeq names its product helicase-like transcription factor. Gene Ontology annotation, molecular function: ATP-dependent chromatin remodeler activity; zinc ion binding; hydrolase activity, acting on acid anhydrides, in phosphorus-containing anhydrides. The transcript is spliced from 22 exons. The record is from RefSeq and is a predicted model, not a curated record. The coding region runs from base 209 to 3727 and encodes 1172 amino acids. Lineage: Eukaryota; Metazoa; Echinodermata; Crinoidea; Comatulida; Comatulidae.
GGUCAUUUCAACAACAAACGCCACCAGCGUCUGAUGGCCGUCUUCGCGCGUGUUGCGCGAACAUUUGAUAUUUAACACCAGACAGCAAGGAUGUGUGGACGAGAUAGCUGAGCGCUGUAGUUAUUUCAUGAAUUCUGCUUUGCGUUUUCAUUUCCAGUAGACCUUUUCAACUGAUUACACCAAAGUACGUAACUAAACACACUUCACCAUGCCUUGGCGUCAACGUAACUAUUCCUGGAAGCAGAAUUGGCCUCAGAAAAAGAAAUCAUCAAGCUGGAGGGACAGCAACUCUUGGAGCCUGCCAAGCAUCCCAGGUCUUGACAUGCUGGAGAGUUCUGUUCUUAGUGUGGAUGCCUUGAUUGGUAAUGACCCCUUACUGGAUGAUGACAUGGAUGAUGAUCCUGACACUCAAAAACUACUAGGAAGCAUCAGAGGCAGAAUUGUGGGCAUCCAGUACUAUAAAGGCACGGUGAAUAAUUAUGAAAUGGUGGGUCUAGUUCGUGAGCCUAACAAUCCGUACGACAGGAAUGCUGUGCGUGUGGACAAUGUACGUAAGCAGAAAGUCGGUCAUCUAAAGCGACAGCUAGCUGCAGGAAUAUCCUACAUAAUGGAUAAAAAGUUGGCCCGUGUGGAAGGCAUUGUGCCCUCCGGUAAGGAUAAUAAGUACGACAUGCCCGUGGACAUAACAUUGUGGGGUAAGCCAGAGAGACAGACCGCAGUGGCAAUUGCACUAGCCAAGCACAGCAUUCAAUUCCAGUACCCUGGUGGUGAGAUGUCCAACGUUGCAUCCUCUUCACUUGGCGUAAGUGGAUAUCAGCCUCGAACGUCAUCUUACACUCCACAGCUUUUAACACAGGCAGAGAUGAAGAAUGAAUUGGACAAUAUAUUUGACUCGAUGAAGGAGUAUGAUAAAUCUUCCUGUAUGGAGCCUGCCAAGGCAAUUACCACCAAGCUCUACACACAUCAAAAACGUGCCCUGCAGUGGAUGGUGAACCAGGAGAAUUCAGACCAUCUUCCCCCAUUAUGGGAAGAAAGGAGGGGGAAGUAUAUGAACGUCGCUACAAACUUUAUCACAACUGAACGUCCUCCAAGCAUCCAUGGUGGAAUUCUAGCAGACGACAUGGGCUUGGGUAAAACUCUUGAGGUGAUUGCCCUCAUCAUCACAAAUUUCUACCAUUCUAAGCCUCUGGUUGUGCCUGUUGAAGAUGUCGUAAUUGAGGAGAAAGAAAAACCAGUGAACACAGAGAUAUGCCAAGACAGUGGUGUUACAGAGGAGGUGAAGAAACCUGUUCUAGAGGUGAACAUUGAGACAAAUAAAGUUUUGAAGGUUAAGCAGGAGGAUGAGGAGUGGAAAGAGCCUGUUAAAGGAGUUGAAAAAAAGAAAAGAGUACCAAGAAAGAAGAAAGCAGCAAAAAGCAAAAAUCUUGGAGACACGGGAGAUAAAACAGAAGUAGAGAACUUGCCGUCUGCCACUGGGGUCUCCCCCAAUGUUAGAAGACGACCAAAAAGAACCACAAGAAGGCCAGCUAAGUAUACCUUCAGUGAUGGUGAGGAACCGUCACCAAGGAAGCAACCCAGGACAAGUGAGCUAGCUAGUUCAGAUUUUGUAGCAGAAGACAUCACUGAAGUUGCAGUUAAAAUGAUAGACACUGUAGAUACUCCAAGUAUGAAUGUUGAGUCAUCAAAUAUACAAGAUGAUCUUCCACUCUUACCAUCACUUCCUACAGAGCCAACAUCUUUGCCGACUUCCAUAGUCACCAUCAGUACUGUUAAUGGUGCUUGUUCUGCUGUUAGUAGCACAGUGUCAGGAGUUAGUGUUGGCAGUGAUGCCACCAGUGUGUCUAAUACCAGUGCUUCUUCAGAUGCUGUAGCAACCAGCAGUGUUAAUGGUGUCUCAAAACCAACAGUCAUUGAUAGCUAUGAUCUAACUGAUGAACCUUGUGCCACUGCCUCUGUAGAUGUUGUGACUUCUAGUAAUGAAAGCAAACCACCAUCUGAAGUGAUUGUUCUCGAUGAAGAUGAUGACGAUGGCGAUGAUGACCUGCCAGAUAUACAGCUAUCUCACAAGGUCCCCAGCAGAACCUACACCAGAGGUCCAAGACCAACACUUAUCAUAUGUCCGUUGUCAGUCAUGAGCAACUGGCUCCAGCAGCUUAAAGAACAUGUACAUCCCCAUGUGGAUAUAAGAGUUUACUUAUAUUAUGGACCAGAUAGAGUACGUGACCCAAAGGUGUUGGCAUCCAAGGAUAUAGUGAUCACAACCUACAGUACACUGGCGUCAGAUUUUAAAGCAAAACAGGAGAGAAGUGUCUUGCACAAGACUCAUUGGUUGAGAGUAGUUCUGGAUGAGGGUCACACGAUCCGCAAUCCUUCUUCAUUGCAGUCCAAAGCAGCAAUUGCACUUACUACUGACCGGCGCUGGAUUUUGACAGGUACUCCUAUCCAGAACUCAAUGCGUGAUCUUUGGACCCUUACAGUGUUCUUGAAAUUAGAACCAUUCUGCUCUGAUAGGCAAUGGUGGCAGCGUGUGAUUGCCAGACCAAUAGCUGAAGGCAAUAAGAAGGCACUUACGCGAGUGCAGUCCCUGAUGAGAGCCAUUGCUCUAAGACGCACCAAAACCCAAAUGGUAGAUGGCAAGCCAUUGGUUGAACUGCCAGAAAGGAAAGUUUAUGUACAGACAGUGGAGCUGUCUGAAGAGGAGAGGAAAGUGUAUGAAGCCAUGGCCAAGGAAGGUCGCCUGGCCAUUGGUCGAUACUUCAGAGCAGGCACCCUGCUGCAUCACUAUGGUGAUGUGUUGUCGAUCUUGUUGAGGUUGCGACAGCUUUGCUGCCACCCGGCCCUCUGUAACAAAGCCAGAUUCAAAGCUGAAAUAGAGGCUUUAAUUGACCUUGAUGCUAAAGAAUCUAAUGAGGUCACAGAUGAAGCAAAAAAGAAACUGGUGGAGAAACUGCUGAAUGUAUUAAGUCAAGGAGCUGAUGAAGAGUGUUGUGUUUGUUUGGAGUCCCUCAGAAUUCCUGUCAUCACAUCUUGUGCUCAUGUCUUCUGUAGGCCUUGCAUCGAAGAGGUCAUCAACGCAGAAAAGGAAAGAGCCGCAUGCCCUCUAUGUCGAGCAAAUGUCAAACAGAAUGACCUGGUGCAGGUACCUGAAGAUAAGAUAGAGCCACCAAAACCCGAAGUUGGGCCAUGGCAAUCUAGUGCAAAGGUCGAUGCUAUGAUGCAGCACCUUAUUCAGUUGCAGCGUGAUGAUCCCACCAUUAAGAGCCUCGUUGUCUCGCAAUUUACUUCACUCCUAGACCUCAUCAAGAAGCCACUCGGUGACAUUGGGAUUAAGUUUAUUUGCUUUGAUGGACGGAUGUCUAUGAAGAAGAGGACUGAAGCAUUGGCAGAGUUCUCCAGUCAGGAUCCUAGGUCACCAACUGUGUGCCUGCUGUCACUAAAGGCUGGAGGUGUUGGUCUGAAUCUGGUGUCAGCCUCAAGAGUCUUUCUUCUUGAUCCUGCUUGGAAUCCAGCCGCCGAAGAGCAAUGUUUUGAUAGGUGUCACCGCUUAGGACAAACCAGAGAUGUUGUCAUCACAAAGUUCAUCGUAAAGGACUCUGUAGAGGAACGCAUGAUUGAUCUGCAGGAGAAAAAGCGCAACCUAAUGGUGGGCGCAUUUGGCAAGAAACAGACAGCGGAGGAAAGACAGAGGACGAGGAUAAAUGAUAUCAAACUAUUGAUGGAUCUUUGAACUGAUGAGGUCACGCCAUUCAGGUCUAGAUGAAGCACAUAAUCAGCAUUAUGUGUAGAUGACUGCUAGACAUUAAUUUUAAUAUCAAUAUUGUCCUUUAAUUUUGCCAAAAAGCUGGGUAAGGGAAAUAAUGACUUCUAUUUUGAGGUUAGUAUCGUAAAACUCAUAAUUUUAAUAAAAAGAAACUGUCGCUUAACAGAAGGUGUUGCAAUAUAAUAGCUGAAGCAAUAUAAAUGAAAUGAAAAUUUUAAAAGAUGUUCUGAUCAUUUUGCAGAUGUGGAAUGUUAUUUCAAAAACAACUAUUUGUGCUUGCGUUUAUUGUGUUUUAGUAGCUAGUAGAUAUAUUAGAAUACAAGUUUAAAAUAUGACAUAAUUUAGAAAUAAAGCAACAAAAAUCAUCUAAAAUCAGUAAUCUAUUUUAAUACUAAUACAUAUUCGGGCACACUGUACUGACAGUCGUCAGCCAUAGAUUUUCAGCUGACAUGAUUUCAUUGAGAACACAACACGACUACGCGCAUUAGAUGGCACACUUAGACUGCCACAGCCAACGCUGGUUGCAUGAUCAGUAAGUGCAUACAGAAAUCGGUAGAUGCAACGUGUGUUCACCUUAAGAAAACAACAAAUAUUAAUAUAAAGAAUGAUACGUACUGCAGAUAUUUGGGAUAUCUAUUCUACAUAUUUAUUCCUUUUAAAUUUUUACCUUGAUUGCACCGAUUCCAAAUUUAGCGUUAACUAUAUAAACAUUUUCUUUAAUCUUACAUAAAAAUACAUUUCUGUCUCUUUACAGUACAUGAGUGUUUUAAUGUUAUACAGUAUUAACCUAUGCAUGAUUUUUAUAUAAUAUAGAAUUUUGCCAAAGAUUUUUCAAUGUUUUUCAAUAAAUAUGACAGCAUGUUUGUUACUAUAUUUAUUGAUCUUAUUGUCAUUAUUGUUGUUUAAUAACCUAUGUCAAAGCAAUUUAUGUAGACCUUAACAUAGGAUUGCAUGACUGAGGUUUAUGUACAAAAUACAUGUUAUUUGCUCUUAUAUAAGGCAAAUCAUUUCUGUAUGAUUUUAGUGGCAAGUUGAAUAAAAUAAAAUAUAUUUCUGUAUAAUACAAAA